GGAACAAACUGAAGAUAGCGAUUAGUACGACAGUCCGAUCUGCCGAGGCUGACUCAGUCAGACACAACCCGUGAAUCGUGCUAGCACAUUGUCCGGUGAUUGCUUAGAACCUGUAAUUGAGGGAAUCACCGCGCGGUGCUAAACAAAAGAACUUCCGGAAUGAAGGCCCCGAUAAAAGACGGCGUCAUCUCUUCCCUCUUUCCGGCCUGCGAAAUACCGUGCUGCUCCUUCUACGAUCUGGCCAAGGAACAGCUUCGAGCCUUCCCCGAUAACAUUGUCCUGGCCGACCGCACUGUGUCUCUUACCGGCCCUCAGGUGUUGGCGCGGAUGCAGCGCUACGCGGCGGGCUUCCAGGCCAACGGCGUCCUGGCUGGCCACCGAGUGUGCGUCCACCUGAAGAACAGCGUGGAAAACUUUCUCGCCAUGUUCGGCUGCGUUCUUGCUGGGGCGACCGUCAUCUUGGCCAAAAUAUCGCUCACAGAAAGAGAGCUUCACUACCAAAUGAGCGACGGUGAUGCGACUCAUGUUGUGACAGAUUCUACAUUUGCUAACAAGGUCCUCAACGCAGCAAAGGUCCUCCAGCUGAAGGGCAUGUUUGUGAUGGGCGAAGCUCCUGGAUUUAUUUCGGCGUCCACUUUUUCUGAACUUGACGAGAAAAGCUACAAGGAGGUCCCGAUAGAAGAUCCUCGAAGCAGCGUCCUUGCCCUGACCUACACUUCUGGCACGACGGGACUUCCCAAGGGAGUUGAGAUCACGCAUUACAACAUUGUGGGCGCAUUUUACACUCUAAGGUCGAUUUUCGGUAGCCGAUCCGAUGACGUCAUGCUGGCAUGGAACCCUAUCACUCACUCGUCAGGCUUGCACACCGUGACCUCCGUCCUCAUGGGCUGCGUGAACGUCAUCGCCUCCCCUUCCAUGAGCUUUGAAGAUUUUGUAAGCACCAUCAGCAGUUUCAAGGUGACUGGGUUGACUUUCUUCCCGUCCCGCCUGCAAAUCAUCGUGAACGAGAUGCUGCGCUCAGGGACCCGCCUGCCAACCGUGACGAGCGUCGCUGUCGCUGGUGGAGUGCUCACGGAGACUCUCGCUCAGCUCACAGUUGCAGCUUUCCACAACAUCAAGUCGUUGAAGAACAUCUACGGGAUGAGCGAGUGCUGCGGCUGCGUGUGCGUGUCCCCUGUGCCAGGCAUUAGCUACGCUGACGUAGGAGUUCCCGGUCCUACUGUCGAAAUCAAAAUUUUGGACGUCACUACCAGCCGGAACUUGGGACCAGACGAGGUAGGCGAGCUGUGCUUUAGGUCUCCUCUAGCCAGUCGAGGGUACUACAAGAAGCCCGAAGCGACUGCCCAGUUCAAGGACGAGGACGACUGGUGUCACUCCGGUGACCUCGCUUACUACGAUGACAAGGGGCGAAUCUACUUCGUGGAACGCGUGAAGGAGAUGAUCAAGUGCAAGGAUAACCAAGUGGUUCCUGCGGAGCUGGAGGGGCUUCUCCUGGCUCGGCACGACGGCAUCGCAGAGGCCUGCGUGGUCGGCCUGCCUCACGCCGAGUGGGGCCAGGUCCCCGCCGCCUUCGUCGUCCUCAAGGACAGCCACGCAGCUCCGGGGAAAGUCACGGAGCAGGACAUCAAGGACAUCAUUGCAGGAUCCUGUGCUGAGCACAAGCACCUGCGAGGUGGCGUCUUUUUCGUCGAGUCGCUGCCGAAGACAGAAACCGGGAAAGUCCAGAGAAAGGCGCUCGUCGAGAAAGCGGGACGCUGAGCGUGGGACCGUACGCUUUACAAAAACUUCAAAAGAUAGUCUAUUGCAAUAUGCUUAAAUGUUGCCGCCAUUUCAAACUCUUCCUGUUAUGCUUAGUGCUAUUCUACUCCCACAUAUAAUCAUAUUUUGUACCGCCUGACUGGGUACACUUUAUCACAUGCUAAUCAAUAAACUCAAUUAAAGUAGAACCUUA
Ixodes scapularis (black-legged tick) is the source of this 1951-nucleotide messenger RNA. RefSeq names its product 4-coumarate--CoA ligase 1. The record is from RefSeq and is a predicted model, not a curated record. Gene Ontology annotation, molecular function: CoA-ligase activity. The transcript has 10 exons. Bases 160 to 1758 code for a protein of 532 amino acids. NCBI's taxonomy places the organism in Eukaryota, Metazoa, Arthropoda, Arachnida, Ixodida, Ixodidae.